Talpa occidentalis (Iberian mole) is the source of this 5154-nucleotide messenger RNA. It is a transcript of the gene SEL1L, whose product is annotated as SEL1L adaptor subunit of ERAD E3 ubiquitin ligase. Gene Ontology annotation, cellular component: endoplasmic reticulum membrane. The coding region runs from base 108 to 2492 and encodes 794 amino acids. Gene Ontology annotation, molecular function: protein binding. The record is from RefSeq and is a predicted model, not a curated record. The transcript has 21 exons. Gene Ontology annotation, biological process: ERAD pathway. NCBI's taxonomy places the organism in Eukaryota, Metazoa, Chordata, Mammalia, Eulipotyphla, Talpidae.
GGAGACCAGAGCAGGAAGAGCUGUGGCGAGGCGGCGUCGGCGGCUGAGUCGGUGGCGGCACCGGCUAAAGCGGCAGCUUAGGGGGUGGCGGCGGCGGGGAGAGCAGGAUGCUGGACCGGGUCGGGCUGCUGCUGCUGCUCUGUGUGGUGCUGCUGGGCUCGCCCUUGGCGUCCUCGGAUGAAGAAAGCAGCCAGGAUGAAUCCUUAGAUUCCAAGACCGCUUUGCCAUCUGAUGAAUCGGUAAAGGAUCACAGCACAGCAGGCAGAGUAGUUGCUGGUCAGAUAUUCCUUGAUUCAGAAGAAUCAGAAUUGGAAUCACCUAUUCAAGAAGAAGAGGACAGCCUCAGGAAUCAAGAAGAGCAGAGUGUCCCAGAAGAAAUUAGCUUUCUAGAAUCUCCAAACCCUGAAAAUAAGGACUAUGAAGAACCAACGAAAGUACGGAAAUCAGCUUUGACCGCCAUUGAAGGCACAGCACAUGGGGAGCCUUGCCACUUCCCUUUUCUCUUCCUGGAUAAGGAAUAUGAUGAAUGUACAUCCGAUGGGCGAGAAGAUGGCAGACUGUGGUGUGCUACAACCUAUGACUACAAGGCAGAUGAAAAGUGGGGCUUUUGCGAAACUGAAGAAGAGGCUGCAAAAAGACGGCAAAUGCAGGAAGCAGAAAUGAUGUUCCAGACUGGCAUGAAAAUCCUCAAUGGAAGCAAUAAGAAAAGCCAAAAAAGAGAAGCAUAUCGGUAUCUUCAGAAGGCAGCAGGCAUGAACCAUACUAAGGCCCUCGAGAGAGUGUCCUAUGCUCUUUUGUUUGGUGACUACCUGACACAGAAUAUCCAGGCAGCUAAAGAGAUGUUUGAGAAACUGACAGAGGAAGGCUCUCCCAAGGGACAAACUGCUCUUGGCUUUCUCUAUGCCUCUGGACUUGGAGUUAAUUCAAGUCAGGCAAAGGCCCUUGUAUAUUAUACUUUUGGAGCCCUUGGAGGCAACCUAAUAGCCCACAUGGUUUUGGGUUACCGAUACUGGGCCGGCAUCGGAGUCCUCCAGAGCUGUGAAUCUGCUCUGACUCAUUAUCGUCUUGUUGCCAAUCAUGUUGCUAGUGAUAUCUCACUGACAGGAGGCUCAGUAGUACAGAGAAUACGGCUGCCUGAUGAGGUGGAGAAUCCAGGAAUGAACAGUGGAAUGCUGGAAGAAGACUUGAUUCAGUAUUACCAGUUCCUAGCUGAGAAAGGUGAUGUACAAGCACAGGUUGGUCUGGGACAACUGCAUCUGCACGGAGGGCGUGGAGUCGAACAAAAUCACCAGCGAGCAUUUGACUACUUCAACUUAGCAGCUAAUGCUGGCAAUUCACAUGCUAUGGCCUUCUUGGGAAAGAUGUAUUCAGAGGGAAGUGACAUUGUACCUCAGAGUAAUGAGACAGCUCUUCACUACUUUAAGAAAGCCGCUGACAUGGGCAACCCAGUUGGUCAGAGUGGACUUGGAAUGGCCUAUCUCUAUGGGAGAGGAGUUCAAGUGAAUUACGAUCUGGCACUGAAAUAUUUCCAGAAAGCUGCUGAACAAGGCUGGGUGGAUGGGCAGCUACAGCUUGGCUCUAUGUACUAUAAUGGCAUUGGAGUCAAAAGAGAUUAUAAACAGGCCUUGAAAUAUUUUAACUUAGCUUCUCAGGGAGGCCAUAUCUUGGCUUUCUACAACCUAGCACAGAUGCAUGCCAGUGGCACAGGUGUGAUGCGCUCAUGUCACACUGCUGUGGAGUUGUUUAAGAAUGUAUGUGAACGAGGCCGUUGGUCAGAGAGGCUUAUGACUGCCUAUAACAGCUAUAAAGAUGGCGACUACAAUGCCGCCGUCAUCCAGUACCUCCUGCUGGCCGAGCAAGGCUAUGAAGUGGCACAGAGCAAUGCAGCCUUCAUUCUCGAUCAGAGAGAAGCAACCAUUGUAGGUGAGAACGAAACUUACCCCAGAGCUCUGCUACACUGGAACAGGGCUGCCUCUCAAGGCUAUACUGUGGCUAGAAUUAAGCUUGGAGACUACCACUUCUAUGGAUUUGGCACUGACGUAGAUUAUGAGACGGCGUUCAUUCAUUAUCGUCUGGCAUCUGAGCAGCAGCACAGUGCACAAGCCAUGUUUAAUCUGGGGUAUAUGCAUGAGAAAGGACUAGGCAUUAAACAGGAUAUUCACCUGGCAAAGCGUUUUUAUGACAUGGCUGCCGAAGCCAGCCCAGAUGCACAAGUACCAGUCUUCCUAGCGCUCUGCAAAUUAGGCGUCGUGUAUUUCUUACAAUACAUACGGGAAACAAAUAUUCGAGAUUUGUUCACCCAACUUGAUAUGGACCAGCUUUUGGGACCUGAAUGGGACCUUUACCUCAUGACCAUCAUCGCGUUGCUGCUGGGAACAGUCAUAGCUUACAGGCAGAGGCAGCACCAAGACAUGCCUGUACCCAGGCCUCCAGGCCCACGGCCAGCGCCACCACAGCAGGAAGGGCCGCCAGAGCAGCAGCCACCACAGUAACAGCCACCGUGUCCAGCCUUGAUCAGUGACAGCCCAGGAAAUUGUUUGCUGAAAACAUUUGCAUUUGAUUUAGGACUUUGGAUCAGUGGCCACCUCCUGGAAGAGGCACAAGGAAGCGUUGAAUUCCUAAAGCUGCUUAGAAUCUGAUGCCUUUAUUUUCAGGGAUACGUAACUCUUACCUAAACUGAGUUGAAUGUUUGUUUCCGUGCUGAAUGGAAUAACAACUCUCAAUGACUUUCCUUUUUUUAUUUUUUUGGUCUGGAAACAUGUGAGACACUCAAAGUAAUGUCUGCUGUAUCCAGCUGUCUUUCUUGGGUUCUUCAGUCAUGCUCUCAACCCUUGCUCAUUCUCAGUGUGUGUACAUUCUUCUGUCAGCAUUUUAAGGUCUUUUGCAUCAACACUAAAAACUGAUCAGUGUGAAAAGGAAAAUGCAGUUAGUUCUAAGUUUAAGCUUAACAUGUUUGAAAGUCUGAAAACAGAGCUUGCCUUUUGAGUUAAAAAAAGAGAGUCUUCAAAGUGUUUCAGAACUGCAAUAACUAAGAAGCUUUUACCAGUCCACGUGCAGAUAUACACAUUCAGCAUACUUGUUGUUUUAACAGGGAAGGUUGGGAGUUUUCUUAUCAUUGGUGAUUGUCACACUUUAUACCAAACUUCUCUCCUUCAAAGACUGAAAGGCCUUGUCAAAGGGUUUUAUGUGAACUUCACUACUUUGGUAUGGAAUCUCUAUAAGUCUGAACUGACUCCUUGAGCUAACAUGUGAAUUUGCCCCACCUACUCACUGUAAUGUGCUUGUUUGUUUUGAGUAUUCAGAACCUUGAUCCAGAAGCCAGAGGAUGGACUGCAUAGAAGAUACUAGAAAACAGCACUAAAGAACUCUGGAUGGGAUACCACGAUCAUAGUCCUACUUUCCCAAAGUUGAAGUAUUUAUUCCAGGGAUUUAUUUUCCUUUGCAUUUCUUCUUGCAAAAGAACAGAUCACCCUCCUGAAUUUCUAUAUUUAUGAAAUACCAUGGCCAUUAUCCAGCAUACAGUAAUUACCAUUAUAAUAUUAAAACACAGAGAAUAAAAGAUGUAUUAAACUUAGUGGUUGAGGAAAGCCGAAGCCUGUUUAUGCUGUUCUGUAUUUUCAGGUAGAUUUUUGUAUCUGCAGUUUUCUAUUACAGUAGAAAGGUAACUGCCUGUUUAGUUAUUAUAUCCAUCAUACACUUUCAGCAUUGGGAAAAUCAGGGCUAUUGUACUUCAGACUUGUUUGGAAAACAACAACAAAGACACCUGAGGAUUUCAUAUACCAUACAAAUGAAAACUUAAACAGAAUUUGUAGUUCUUUUUAUCUGCAGGAGGUAGUUUUCCCCUGCCUAUAUUGGUAUCUGAGCAGACUUUUUAUGCCUGCCGACCUCAGUCUGUUUCUAGUAACCUUUAUACCUUCCCCCCCCCCCCAUAGUCACUCAUCUGCCAGAAAACUUGAAAAGUUUAUUACCUGUAGAGUUGUAAGACUUUGGUUUUUGAAGUUAGGACUGUGCUUUAGGACUAGAUUUAGUUUAUAAUUUAACAUGAAGGCUUUAAAUGUGAAGUUGUAGACUUUGUUUAGUGUUCACAGUAUUAUGAGAAACGGGGUAAGCAAACUUUCCUCCCAGAUAGUUGCUUCCAAAUUGAAAGAGGUGGUCACGAAAAGAACCACACAGAUAAAAGCACCUGAAAGGUAGGACAUUUUUCUCCCCAAAAUGCGAUGUCACUUUAGGCAGCUCUUGUAAAUAUUAAGAUCUGUUUGAUCUCUUCCCCUUAGAGACUCAGUGAAGUUGGUACAGUUUGUGGGUGUCUUCAUCACUGCCUCUUCUCCCAACCCUUCAAAACAAAUACAGUCCACAGUAGCAGCCGCACUUCAUUUCAAAGGAACCAUUUUAAUUUAUUUAAAAGUUUGAAAACCCCCUAAGAUGACUAAACUUCCAUUUCCUCCUUCUAUCAUUCCUCAGUUUCUCCUUUAGCAGCAUUUUUACCUCUAUCUUAACUUCUUCCUCAAAAAAAAAAUUCUUAAAACUGUGCACUACCUUAAAGAUAGUCGUGUUCUUCAUGCAAUAACGACCUUCCUGUUUGCCACUUGUCAUAAACUUUUCAUUAUUAACAGUCCAUAUGCCCUUUUCUUUUUUUCCCACCCCCUCUUUUAACCUGGGUCACUUGCUUCUGGAAAUCUGAAUGGUAUAUUUAAAAUAAUUUAGUUCCUAUGGUUUUGUGAAAAGACCAUCUCAAAAUAUCCUGCUCCUUUUUUUUCUUUUCGUUCCUAGGACAAGAUACCUAAGCAAAUAGGAAUUUGGUUUGGUGUUUCUCCUAAAAUAAUGUUCAAUACUUAACCUAAUCAAAUGGCAUCCAUUUGAAUAAAAUGACAGUAACUAAAGCUAGUUAAUGUCAGUGACAUUAAACUAACUCCAGGAUUCAGGAGUUUUAAUGUUAGAAUUUAGAGUUAAAUAGAAAGUGGCUUCGUUUCGCCAUGGUAGCCUGUCUCUCCUGAUCCCUGUUACAGUCCGUCUUCCAGCCUCGAUGGUGAUGACAGUAGUGCUCCGCUUAGCUUAUACUCACUUGUGCACUUGAUUUGUUAAUUAAUCAACUCUUUGAGCCUUGAGACUCUCCAUUUUGCUUCUAUUUUGUGUUAUGAAGAUAGCAGUGCUGCG